Molecule: messenger RNA, 2477 nt
Organism: Dromiciops gliroides (monito del monte)
Lineage: Eukaryota; Metazoa; Chordata; Mammalia; Microbiotheria; Microbiotheriidae
Gene: DMRTA2
Product: DMRT like family A2
Exons: 2
Coding region: 1-1602 (533 amino acids)
Biological process (GO): germ cell development; sex differentiation; regulation of transcription by RNA polymerase II
Cellular component (GO): nucleus
Molecular function (GO): DNA-binding transcription factor activity, RNA polymerase II-specific; RNA polymerase II cis-regulatory region sequence-specific DNA binding; protein binding
Source: RefSeq, a predicted model, not a curated record
AUGGAGCUGCGCUCGGAGCUACCCAGCGUGCCCUCGGCGGCCGGGCCCCCAGUGGCGCCGGGCUCCGUGGCGUCCGUGGCGUCCGUGGCUGCGGCAGCUGCAGCGGCUGCGUCGCUGCCGGUGAGCGUGGCGGGCGGCCUGCUCCGGGCGCCUCCCCUGCUGCUGCGGGCGGCCGAGAAGUACCCGCGCACGCCCAAGUGCGCGCGGUGCCGCAACCACGGGGUGGUGUCGGCGCUCAAGGGCCACAAGCGCUACUGCCGCUGGAAGGACUGCCUGUGCGCCAAGUGCACCCUCAUCGCCGAGCGCCAGCGGGUCAUGGCCGCGCAGGUGGCUCUGCGUCGGCAGCAGGCGCAGGAGGAGAACGAGGCCCGGGAGCUGCAGCUGCUCUACGGCACGGCAGAGGGGCUCGCUUUGGCCGCAGCCAACGGCAUCAUCCCGCCGCGGCCCGCCUAUGAGGUCUUCGGCACCGUGUGCCCCGACGGCGCGAGCGGGGCCGGCCCGGGGCCCGGGCCCGGCUCGGGCGCGGGGGGCACUGGAGCCGGAGCCGGAGCCGGAGGCACAGAGGCCAAGCUACAGAAGUUUGACCUGUUUCCCAAAGGUCUGCUGCAGCCUGGAGGGGCGGGUUCCCCUCAGCCGCCCGGGGGAAAGCCAGUGUCCCCGGACGGGGCAGACUCGGCGCCCGGCACUUCAUCUCCGGAGGCCCGGCCCGGCUCAGGUUCGGAGAACGGCGACGGGGACUCGUUCCUGGGCUCGCCCCUGUCCAAGACGCUGAAGGAAGGCGGCGGCGGCGGCGGCGGCAGCGGCAGCGGCAGCGGCGGCGGCGGCCCCGGCGAGGACGACAGCCCCGGCUCCAUCAGCCCUCUGGGUUCCGACUCGGGCUCCGAGGCGGACAAGGACGAGGCCGCGGCGUCGCCGCCGCCGUCGGGUUCGGGCCCCGGGCCCCGGCAGAGAACGCCGUUGGACAUCCUGACCCGGGUCUUUCCCAGCCACAAGCGCAGCGUGCUGGAGCUGGUGCUGCAGGGCUGCGGCGGGGACGUGGUGCAGGCCAUCGAGCAGAUCCUGAACCACCACCGCGGCGCGGCCGUGGCCGGGGGCGCGGCCGUGGCGGCCGUGGCGGCAGGCGGCCCGGACAAGGGCCCGGACGAGGGCUGGACGGGGCGCGCCGACGGCGGCGGGGGCGCCCUGGGCGCCGCGCUGCAGCCGGGCCCGGCCGCCGCCCACCACCCCCACCACAGACCCUUGCUGGCCGGGGCCAUGACCCCGGCCAUCGGGACUCUGGGCAGCCGGUCGGCCUUCUCGCCGCUGCAGCCCAACGCCAGCCACUUCGGCGCGGAGGCGGGCGCCUAUCCGCUGGGCACGCCCCUGGGCCUGAGCCCGCUGCGCCUGGCCUACUCGGCGGCCGCGCACAGCCGCGGGCUGGCCUUCAUGGCGCCCUACUCCACAGCCGGUCUCAUGCCCACGCUGGGCUUCCGGCCACCCAUGGACUACGCCUUCAGCGACCUCAUGCGGGACCGCUCGGCCUCCGUGCACAAGGAACCCGUCUACAGCAACGGGGGCGGCCUCUACGGGCCCCUGGUCAACAACACCCCGGACAAGCAAUAGGGAGGGGCAUGGACCGAGGGGAAGUGCCUGGGGGCACGGAGUGGGAGAGGAAGCGACGGCCUCCCCUCCCCUCCCGGCUUCGUGGCCCAUUUCGGGCGGUGACCCAGUCCCUGCGCCCUCGCAGCUGGUCCACCUUGGCUGGGAGGGAGGGAAGCCGGCUCUGCUCUGGAGGCGGGCUGGGAGGGGGGAGAAUAAGGCGUUCCGGGGUCGUUCCGGGGAACGCAGCCGCCCUUCCUUGCCCGGACCCAUUCCCGAGGCAACCGACCCCCGAGGGUCAGCCAAAGCUCUGGGGGUGGGGUGAGGGGCAUGGGUAUGGGACAUAGCCCUUCUAUCAGGGCCGGAGGCAGCAGGUUCCGGAGCCCUAUCCCGGGCCGGAUUAGUUGGCACUCUGGCUUCAGGAAUGCUGGGCGCCCCGUGCUCUAGCUCUGAAUGCCUGCGCCCCCUCCCCAGACGGAUCGUAGGUUGUCAGUUGGUCUCUCCCCAUCCCUUCUCUCUCUUUUCGUUUUUCGUUCGCUCUAACAAAUAUAAAUCUAGGCUGAACAAACCUACUCCUAGCGCUGGGUCUAGUACUUGGGAGAGGAGGUGCCAGGGCAGGCCUCGCUCCGUCUGGGUGUCUGCCUCUGGCUCUGGCUCGGGACUCUGUCUCUCCGGAUAGAUGGGAGGACCACAGAACACCCGGCAGUGGGCUCCGAGCGGGCGCUUUCGUUGUUUCGGUUUUUGUCCCGACCCUCCCUUGUCGCUUACGGUCCCGAGCAUGGCUAUUUCAUCUCUGGUGCAUUGUGAGGUUUUCCACGUGUAUAAAUAUAUCGGUACCUGAUCUAUACAUAUUCAUAUACAUAUAUAUACGAGCGAGUGUACGAUGUUAUAAAUGGAUU